AUGGAGGAAAGUACCAACAACGAUACUUUCGAACGCCCCGAAGAACUCGAGAAAAAAGAGAAGCCGAAAGAUAAAUGUCCCACCGUUGGAAACAGGAAAAAAUCCCGCCUGGACAGUGAGGACUCAGGAAUCGUCACCAAUGCAUGCGAAAACGUCGCUCCUGAGAAAACUCAGUACAAAACUACGCCGAAUAUGGAUUUUGUGAGACCGAAGCUCGAUCACAAAUAUUCAGUAAGCUUCGCAGCAUGGGAAAAUACAGGGCUAGUGCCAAAGUAUUACAGACCCUACAAAUUGAUCGGGAAGUCAGUCAAUCCUGAAAGACCAGUCUAUGAAUGCAACUUUUGUCAAAAUCAUCUAAAAGGGCAUUUUUCGAUCAUUUCACAUGCUCGACGACAUAUCGGCGAUUAUCCAUUUAAAUGUACCGAACCAGAUUGCGACUAUUUUGAGGUAUCAUCAUCGGGCCUCAAAAACCACCACAUUCGCACGGGGCACAGCGGUAUGAAAAAAAUUGAAGGACCAAAACGCGAAGAGCCUCCGACUGAAUCGACAAUGGAUGUAAAUAAACAAGAGCCGGACCCUUCUGCCACAGAAAAUCGCAAGGCAGAUAAGCAUAAUCAACUUCCACGCGAAAAGGAGUCCAAAAUCAUCCAACCGGGAGAACAUCUUAAAAGAAAAUCACCCGAACCGUAUUACAACGGUCAGAACAGUUUCAAACCAAUUGACUUACCUCCCUCAGUACCGCGAGCUCCUGCAUACCAGACGGUUUAUGUUGUUGAACAGGCAACAGGAAUGAUUCCAGAAUAUUUGAAACCAUUCAAAAUUCUGCCAGUGACCGAGAGCGAAGUAACAUACGCGUGCGAUUGCUGCAAGUACACAUUCAGAAAUUAUGAAGAUGUCAUUGCACAUACACGGCAGCACUACGGCGAUCAUCCGUAUAGAUGCACCAUUUGUGGUUUUGCCAGCGUCAGCCGAAAGACUGCUGAGAUACAUAUGAUCGGAAGCGGCCAUGAAAAGUCAAUCUACUUGAAAAAAUACAAGAAUCACCAAGAAUUCUCUAAUCCGGCCGUGACCCAGAGUCAUCAUACCAAGAAUAAAAUGCGACCAUUGGACCACAGCCAACGCACAGAACAGAAAGACAAAAUAGAUUGCUUCACACCACAACAGCAAUACGAUCAAUGUAUGCCAAUAAACAGCGAAUUUGCAACGGGACCGGCUUGGAUGAGAAAUCCCAUUUACAGCACGAGCGCGGCAAAUUCAUGUUACUACAUGGCAAAUGGAUUUCCUUAUUACGCCCCCAUAACAAUCCCGCCCAUCAGCUCCCAACAAACGCCUCAAUCUUUUACACUGUCGACAAGCCCGACGAACACGAAAAAAGUGCCGAUUUCAAAAGAGACGACGAAUAACAUGACACCCGAAAACAAAACAAUGGCAUCAGAUGGGCUGGAAAUUAUCUGGAAAGGGAACGUCAAAAGAAAGACAGAUCAGGAGAGUGAAUUCAAUGAAGUAGUGCAGAAAAAGCCUUGUUUGAAUUCCUUUGCCCCAAAGAUGCAGAAGAAAGAGCCAAAAUUGACGGUGUCAGACAAUCAACAGACAGAUAUGCCAGACUACAACUUUCUCAUCAUGGUCGCGGAGCAAGUUGAAAAGCAAAACGACCACCAAAACCACAACUGGUUAUUUUGCGACAUGUGCAAAUCAGCUUUUUAUAACACAGACCUGUACAAAACACAUUUUAACACAUCCCCUAAUUGCAAUCCAUCGUAUGAAUACUAA
Messenger RNA from Oikopleura dioica, 1770 nucleotides. Lineage: Eukaryota; Metazoa; Chordata; Appendicularia; Copelata; Oikopleuridae. The record is from the annotation of a GenBank genome assembly.